Molecule: messenger RNA, 2891 nt
Organism: Volvox carteri f. nagariensis
Lineage: Eukaryota; Viridiplantae; Chlorophyta; Chlorophyceae; Chlamydomonadales; Volvocaceae
Exons: 9
Coding region: 1-2727 (908 amino acids)
Source: RefSeq, a predicted model, not a curated record
AUGAGCUUCAGACAGCGGAAAUCAGAAUCCACUCAUUUUGAGGAUCUUAAUGAGAUUGCAAACCGCGGCGAUGCAGCAGGACCCUCCAGCCAAGCUUACACUCAGCAGGUUGGGCGGCCCCUGGCAGGCUUACCACGUAAUGUGCCCUGGCAACAUGGCGGCGUUGUCGCAUGCAGUGAACCAGGUUGCGAGGGUUUGGGCUUUGUGAACCAAAAUGCUGCUGCAGCCCAUUGCAUAUUGAAGCACAACAUGACGCAUCUUGACGUUUUCGACGCUACGUUCGGCGCAAGAGACAGCGCCGUUCCUGUCCGAGUUCAGGACAUGGAGUUUUCCCUUCGCGACUUCAUUGAGGGUUCCGACCUCGGUGAGGAAAUGUUCCGUGACAAGGGUACAUAUUAUCAUUGUCUUUUUUGUGGGCUGGGUACACUGCCCACGUUAUUGCAAUGCACCCUUUUCUUGUCUUGGUAUUAUCAGGCGGGUUUCACAUUUUUCACAUUAUCCUGCAUGACGGCUCAGCGCCAGCACUCCAAGACAGGUCGUAUAGGCAAUCGCAGGACGUCAGGGCACACACAUGUCAUCACGCUGAGGAACCUUCGCGAACGCCUGGCAGCCCAAGGUGCCGACUGGGCUGCGCGGUGUCCAUCUCAAAUAAACAUCUGGGACAAAGCGGAGGUCCACCGCAACAUGUCCAGUGCGGACCUUGAUGCAGGAGCUGCACCGCCUGCAGCUCGCAAGAGGCGUCAGGCCAGUGCCAGGGAGGGAAACCUUAAGCGUCGUAAGCUGUGCACUGGUGAAGAAGAUGAUGAUGGUGACAACUUCGACGAUGUUGCGCGUGUGGAUGGCAACGGAAGUCACGAAGGUAACGAACGACGUGAAGCCGAUGUGCCCACCGACUGGGAAAGGAGCGAUGACGACGGCUACAUGGUUGAGUGGGACGCUCACCUUCGCGAUGGGGAUCCCAACGACCGCGAGGCGUCGGAACCUGCUGCCAUGCGCUGCCAGCGGCGAGAUCCGGACACCCAAGCUGCACGUUCGCCUUUGGAAAGCCUGUUAGAAGGUGCACGAGGUGCAUCAUCGAACGCAACCACCGAGCACUACCUCAGCGUGAUCAUGGGAGCAGCCAAAGAUGGCAGGUUCGACCCGAGACGCAUCCCUCCCGAGCUCAACAACGAGCUUAUAAACCUUGGAACAGUGUACAACAUGAUGGUGUCAUUAGACGCCACGCAGGAGGAUGUUCUGUAUUCGGCCUUUGUACGCAUCCUGUCAAAGAUUCUGGACACCCUCGACCCCAUAACGAUGGCCGGUGUCGGGGCAUCCUACGACCAGAGCAAGGCCACCAUUGCUGGGCAUCGUGAAGCUGCUGGAAGACUGAAGGCCACCAGGGAGAAGGUUGUGAAGCCACUGGUUGAGGGGUUGGAGCUGCUUCUGCGGGAGCUGAAGGACCUCUACGCUGCACUCGACAAACAGGCGGCGGCAUGCUUGGAUGCUGCGAAGCACGAGGAAGCGAAGUCAGCUUACCGCUACUAUCAGGAGAUGAAGACCGACGUCGUUGUGAACGACAUCUUGGUCUUGGCGGCAGAUGCCAUGCCAGAGCGCUAUAUGAACGACGUGAUGAAGGAUCUUCUUCGGAGUCUCAAGCAGCGGCAGGCAAACCUUCCCAAGCGUGUAAACGACCCUGGAAGACCACCAGUGCUUGGCAACGACAGGCAUCUGGAGGAACCCCAGGUCGUUAUGAAGCUUGGUAUACGGCUCAACGGCGUUUUGCAGAUUGCCAAGCUCUGUGGGAUUCCAGUCAGCAUCACGGGGCCAGAAGAAGUGCCAAGUCCCCUAAAGGGGCUGAAGGCCACCAGUGCACUAGGCGGGCCUCGCUCUGGAGAGGGGCUCAAGGCGGUUACCAUGCAAAGCGUGUCUGGUGUGGAACCAGGGUCAGAUGAGAGGGAGGUGAAAGCGUUGGAGAAGUUUGUGCGCUUGGAUGCACACGCAGUUGCCAUGGAGCAGAAGUACCGCUCGAUGCUCCUGUUGUCAAUUUUCACCAGUGAAGAGCUGGCUGCAGCACAAGCAAGUGCGGAGAAGGCUGCAGAGGAGGCGAUCGUGUGUUAUCAUGAGUUACGUUGUGUCAUUGGUGCAGCAGGCUCUCCGGAUGAGCAGGGCCUUGCAACUCUUGCUCAAGCAGCAACCUCAAAUCAGCCAUCUUACCAAGCAGGCUCUGAGGGUGGUGUCCAUAAGGACCUGCCAUCACAGCCUUUUGCCAGGGGUCCUGGGACUCAAGUCAUCCCAGAGAUAUGCCUGGAGGACUGCCUGGAGGAGCUGCCUGAUGCACGGCUACUGGGAGCACCAGUCAGUGGAUUAGGAGCACCCGAGUCAGGACUGCUGCUUGCAGGGCUUGGUGGCAAUGGUGGGCAGGAGGUGGAUGGGGACGAGGAGGUGGCGAAGGGAGAGGAUGCAGAAGGAGACGAGGAGGUGGAUGGGGACGAGGAGGUGGAUGGGGACGAGGAGGUGGAUGGGGACGAGGAGGUGGAUGGGGACGAGGAGGUGGCGAAGACAGAGGAUGAGGAAGGGUACGAGGAGGUGGAUGGGGACGAGGAGGUGGUGAAGGGAGAAGAUGCAGAAGGAGACGAGGAGGUGGAUGGGGACGAGGAGGUGGCGAAGACAGAGGAUGAGGAAGGGUACGAGGAGAUGUGCGGUGCUGGGUUUCUGUUGAGCCUUUGCAGUAAGGACCAGCAGUAAGGACAUACGGAUAUAUGGUGAUGAGCGUGAACACGGCGUCCCAAGGCGUUGUGUAGGAGGUGUCAUGGGUCUAAGGAGCAGGUUGAACGUGAGGGCCUUAAUCGCAGUUUGGCACGCGGUUGCACACACACACGCACGGGCGAAUGCCGCUGGUCGGGUCACAG